Molecule: messenger RNA, 372 nt
Organism: Peronospora matthiolae
Lineage: Eukaryota; Oomycota; Peronosporomycetes; Peronosporales; Peronosporaceae
Source: the annotation of a GenBank genome assembly
AUGUUUGGCGUGUCCAAGACCAAGUCGGCGUGGCAUGUGGUCAACCGAGAGACGACGUCAACCUUAUCGAAUACUCGCGACAGUGACGAUUAUAUCAAGACGAAAAACAGUUCGCUCGGACUGAUGUUACUGCACAUGGACGCCGACUUUCAUCGCGUGGUCGCAGAAGGCGGUUUAUGGACCUACUUGAAGCGACAGAUGUUCAGCAUGGAGAUAGCGGAAAGCGGCAAUGUCAUGCAUCAUUUUAAUGGAGUCCUCAAUAUCAGAGCGAAGCUCAGCAGCAUCGGCGCCAAGAUGGAGGACGAGGACGUAGCGAUCUUCUUGUGCAGCAGUCUCCCCAAGAGCUACGAGAACGUCGUUCUCAACUUGUAG